AACGCCCUAGCACGGCGAGCCAAAUUCCGCCUUUUGAUUUUACACUUCGGGAAGUACUCGAUUUUCCGAGGAACACGCAAUACAAAGGGUGUGUUUUCUUGACGGAAUCUGCGUCUUCGGUUGUGUGUGCAAUGAUGCGAGUUUUUUUGUUUAGUAGUUACUGCUACUGAAAUCCCUGCUGUUGUGUUAAAAAAUAUAUUGUCCAACUAGAGAACAAGAAAUAGCAUAUAUGGUAUCAUAGACAGAAAAGGUUAUUGCGCAUAUCGUCUUACUCGGAUGAUGAGACAAUUCACUUGAUACACUCGUGCUGGUUUCGCUACAGACCAACGUAAGGGUUCGUCAAGCGUGCAGGAACGGAUGCAUUCCGAGAUGAUUGGAGCGGUUCGCCGCGCAUGCUUCACGUGCCUUGAAACACCUUGAGAUUCGAUCCAGCCGCACGCAAGAAAACAUGGCAGAAUAACCCCGAAUACAACACUCAACUGUGCAUGAGACAUCCUUUUUGUCACAAACAAAACUCGAUGGGAAUGGAAAAUACUGUACUGAACCCAAUGGCAUACCGGACGGACGUGAGGGCAGUCUCAUGUUGAGUGUAGACAUUUCCACCCCUAUCCCUACCAGUCCGCAGCCAGUGACAGGGUGGGUAUUUGUGGUCGUCAUAGCUACGGGCAUCUUUUGCGGCGUCCUCAUGGCGUUUGGGGCAUGCGCACUGUGCAGAUGGCGACGCCGCCGAAUGACCAAAUAUCGAGAGAUUACUGAUUUUUUCGAGCCCAUACCGCGCAUGGCUUCAUCGCCAUCACCGCUGUACAAAUCGUUGGGUUCUCUGAGCGGCUCGCUUUCUACGUUUCCUGAGCUGCUUCAGCCAAAUACGGACCAACUGGAGCCAAGACUGUACGAGACAAGGGACGAUAAUGACAACCAUGUUGGUGGCUCCCCGUUCAUGGGUCCUAGUCGUCUUUGCUUCUCGCUAAACUACUCUCAUUACAAUGAAAAACUCCAAGUCAAGCUCAUUAGGGCGACAAGACUCACACCGAAAGGCAACAACGUCGUAGCGACGCCUUACGUCAAGAUGUGCCUACUACCUGACCGGAAACGGAAGUUACAAUCGACAAGGCGUCACCGGAACUCAAACCCAGCUUUCAACGAGGAUUUCGUAUUCUCGGUUCCAGCAGAGGAGCUACGAAUGCGCACGUUGAAGUUUACAGUGUGUGACUUUGACCGGUUCUCGCGCCAGCAAGUUAUAGGUCACGUGCACUUCCAGCUGGAUUGUAUUGAUAAUCUGAUAAGCCCAGAUGGAACAGGCGAAAUAUGGGUGGACAUCAACGAGGACGACGCUAAGGUCCAAUUAGAGAAAGGCCAGCUGCUGUUUUCGCUGCAGUACCUCCCAACAGCGUGUCGACUUACGGUCGCUAUACUCAAGGGCAAAGACCUUAGAGUAGAAGGCGAAGAAACGACAGAAAUAGAUACGUACGUCAAAGUGUCCAUGAUCAUGGGAGGCAAAGCGGUCAAAAAACGGAAAACUCCCGUCGUGAAGAAGACCUGCAACCCAGUGUUUAACCAGGCAUUUGUGUUUUCCAUGCCGCCUUCCUAUCUGGAAAAUGUCAGCUUCGUCAUCUCCGUCAUCGCGACUCCCAAGCGAGGCGGCAACAAAAUACAUGUUGGGAGGGCUGUGGUCGGCCCGUAUAUGUACUCCACGAGCCCAGGCCUUUCGCACUGGACCGAUAUGCUCGGCUCACCGCGUAGCGCGGUCGCACAGUGGCAUUCACUUAUAUAAUAGUGCUUUUCGAACAUAUUAUUUUAUUUUAAAUAAAUAAAUUUUAAAUCAGA
This is a messenger RNA of Nematostella vectensis (starlet sea anemone), 1824 nucleotides long. RefSeq names its product synaptotagmin-C. The transcript has 6 exons. Gene Ontology annotation, biological process: calcium-ion regulated exocytosis; regulation of dopamine secretion; cellular response to calcium ion. Gene Ontology annotation, cellular component: membrane. NCBI's taxonomy places the organism in Eukaryota, Metazoa, Cnidaria, Anthozoa, Actiniaria, Edwardsiidae. Gene Ontology annotation, molecular function: SNARE binding; phosphatidylserine binding; calcium-dependent phospholipid binding. The record is from RefSeq and is a predicted model, not a curated record. The coding region runs from base 581 to 1771 and encodes 396 amino acids.